This is a messenger RNA of Recurvomyces mirabilis, 366 nucleotides long. RefSeq lists its product as uncharacterized. The transcript is spliced from 3 exons. The coding region runs from base 1 to 366 and encodes 121 amino acids. NCBI's taxonomy places the organism in Eukaryota, Fungi, Ascomycota, Dothideomycetes, Mycosphaerellales, Teratosphaeriaceae. The record is from RefSeq and is a predicted model, not a curated record.
AUGCACGGCAAAGGCAGCGUCACCAAAGUCCACUACAAGGGCCAAGGAGGUGCGAAGUCCUCCGACCACCCUGAGGACUUCAUCGUCAUUGUUGAGAGCGGCGAUGCCGUGAGGAAGUGGAAGCACGACAAGACCACGGCUUUGACCGAUGUGGUCGAUAGCUUUGAUGUCUUCGUUACGCACAAACACGGCAACCAAGGCCAGAUGGAUCGGGCUUCAAAGGGUCAGCUUGAGGCGGAGUUUGGCAGCAGCAAGGACACAGAUGUUGUUCAGAAGAUAUUGGAGAGUGGAAACAUUAUUGAAGGGUCGAACAAAGAGUCGAAGGGCGUGACGAAUGUUAGCAAUGGUGGUGGUGUGAGGGAGUAG